Molecule: messenger RNA, 11934 nt
Organism: Danaus chrysippus (African queen)
Lineage: Eukaryota; Metazoa; Arthropoda; Insecta; Lepidoptera; Nymphalidae
Source: the annotation of a GenBank genome assembly
AUGGAUUUCGAUACGUUGUUUGUACGGUCUGCGAGGCUAGUGUUAUCUCUGCACUCGCCUACAGGCAGUGCAUUACAAGUUCUCAUAGUCCCAACUCGCAAGGCAUUCAGUCCAACAUCGAACGAGCGGACGAUCGCACGCUCCUACGACACGCGCGUCUCUACCCAAAAAUGCGGCGUUGACGACUUCGUUUGUGGUGAUGGAAGAUGCAUCGAAAGUUCUCGCCGGUGUGACAGAGUCGCUGAUUGUUCACAGGGGGAGGAUGAACAGGGUUGCCAAUGCAGUCAAGAUGAAUUCCGAUGUGAAAUCGACUCCACAUGCAUAGAAGGCCGAAAACGAUGUGAUGGAAUACCUCAUUGCAGAGAUGGCUCCGAUGAACAAGGCUGUGUAUCUCGAUUGCUUUACUGGUCUGGCGAUCACGUCUGCAAAGAUAGAGGAAUGUUUCGUUGCGCUAACGGUAGUUGUAUAUCGAUAUUAUUACGUUGUGAUGGUUAUCGUGAUUGUUUACCCGAUGGAAGCGACGAAAUCGAUUGUCCAUGCUCUACUGACCAAUGGCAAUGUGAUCAGGGGAGUUGUAUAAAGCGUUCUAAACGAUGCGACGGUCGAGUCGAUUGUCCAACAGAUAGAUCGGAUGAAAGACAUUGUGUUGUAAAUGAAUAUUUUAAAUGCAGAAAUGGAAAGUUAAUACCACAGUACCAAAGAUGUAAUCGCCAAUACGAAUGCGAUUCCGGUGAUUAUUCGGACGAACAAAAUUGUCCAUGUGGUGAUGGCGACUUCAAAUGUGGAAAUGGUUACUGCAUACCUGCAUCCAAAAAAUGUGACAGAACGCAUGACUGUCAGGAUGGUUCUGAUGAACAGGAUUGCAAUUAUGGCACAGUAAGCAUGGCUUCUCAAUAUAAUUGUUCGAAUGGACAAUACGUUCCCGGGGAGUCUCGUUGCAAUGGAACUACAGAGUGUUUAGAUGGUUCUGACGAGAAACAAUGCCCUUGUAAAAGAGAUCAGUUUCAAUGUCAGGACAAUUCUUGUAUAAACAUCUCAAAAAGGUGUAAUGGUCAAAGGGAUUGUCAACCUUUUGGGGAAGAUGAAUUCAAUUGUGGUGUAGCAGGUUGUCCACCGGAUAGAUUCACUUGCAAUCCUGGGUCAGAAGUACCGUGUGCCACACGUUGCGACGGUCAGCAAGAGUGUUCUGGCGGAGAAGAUGAAGAUGGUUGCUUAGAUUGCAACCACGAGUGCGACGGCAGGUGUAUAGAAGAUCAACAGAUUUGUGAUGAAAUACCCGAUUGCUCAGACGGUUCAGAUGAAAUAAACUGCCCAGAAUGUAACGGUCCUAAUGACUUCAGGUGUCUGAAUAAGGAAUGUAUAAAUGCCGCUUAUCACUGCAACGGUUUGAUAGAGUGUAGAGAUGGAAGUGAUGAACUCAAUUGCACAGCGAUACGCCGUCCCGAACAAUAUGGUUGCAAUGAAAUGAAUCAAUAUCAAUGUCGAGAUGGAAGUUGUAUUGAUAUACAAUUCCUAUGCGAUCACAAUCCGGAUUGUGCUGACAACUCAGAUGAAGAGAAUUGCCCGUGGUACGUAACGAGGCCGUCAAGAUCGCCGUUAGAGAUGACAACCUGCCACGAGUCACAAUUUACCUGUUACGACGGUCGCUGCAUACCUCACAUAAGGCGAUGUGACAAUAUCUAUGACUGUUCGGACUUCUCCGAUGAACAAAACUGUUAUAACUCCGAAUGUGACACCAACGAAUGGACAUGCAUAUCGGGACAAUGUAUUCCCGAAAUAAGAUACUGCGAUGGCCAUCAAGAUUGCAGUGACGGCUCUGAUGAAGCAGAGUGUAUGACGACCUAUAGACCAUUCACCAACCCCCCACCGUUGGUAGGACAGAAGGGUGAUGUGGGCGGUUCUUACUAUCCAUACACCGACCCACCUAGCACUGCUCGUCCCGCUGUCGUCUCAACCUCUCAACGAUACGGAAAUUCAGGUCCUAUUGUAUUGAAUCUCAAAACCUACCCUAAGGAACAAUCUGUUCGCAGCGUACACUCGGGAGGAGAUGUUGUAUUUUCGUGUCGUGAUGAAGGCGACUUAAGAGCUCCAGUUCGUUGGGUCAGGGAAGGUGGAAGACCACUAAAACCUGGCUCAACUGAUAGGAACGGUCGUCUUGAAAUGGAGAAAGUGACGUCUGCUGACAGCGGUGUAUACAUCUGUCAAGUUCCAAGGUAUCUAGGUACGCCUGGAUCUGAAGUAAGGGUCACCCUCACCGUAGAAAAAUACGAACCAUCACACGUUAUACCAUUCCCAAGAUGUAAAAGCACUGAAGCUACAUGCGGUAAUGGACAGUGUAUCGCAAGAACUGCUAUUUGCGAUGGAAAACAAGACUGUAAAGAUGGAUCUGACGAACAUUCCUGUAAUACUAAUGGCCGUUGUAAUCCGAACGAAUUCCAAUGUGCGAACCGAAAAUGCAUAUUAAACUUCUGGGUGUGCGACUCUGAGGACGAUUGCGAAGAUGGUUCCGAUGAACAAAACUGUGGACGUUAUGACCCUAAUAGCAAAUGUUUGCCGGUUGAAUUCGCUUGCAAGAGCAAUGACCAGUGUAUUCCUAAAACAUAUUACUGCGACGGUCAAUAUGAUUGUGCGGAUAUGUCUGACGAAUUAAGUUGCGCUCCUGUAUACAUCACGAAACAACCGUCUCCCGCAAACUUGAGACUGAAUACUGGUGACACUCUUACACUUACUUGCGAAGCUCAAGGAGUACCGGUACCACUCAUAUCUUGGCGUUUGAACUGGCAGCAUGUACCUGAGAAAUGUGUAGCGACAUCCAAAGAUGGAAUAGGAACACUUACUUGCCCAGAUAUGCAGCCCGAAGACAGUGGUGCUUACUCUUGCGAAGGCACCAACAAUAAAGGAUCUUCACUUGCACCACAAGAUUCCAUUGUGUUCGUCAACAGAACCGCAGGAAUAUGUCCUGCAGGUUAUUUCAAUAGCGAAGCCCGAUCACAGAAUGAAUGUAUCAGAUGCUUCUGUUUCGGAAAAUCAACUCAAUGUCAAAGUGCAGAUCUAUUCAUAUUCAAUAUGCCACCCCUGCUUGGAGAAGGAGGAACGAGAUUGGUCGGCGUUAAGUCAUCUCCAUACGGUGAUACUGUUGUUGAAAAAGAUCAAGAAAUCACAAACCAAUAUUACUAUCAGCCUCUUAGAAACGGAGCUAUGGUGACGAAACUCGCUUCGGCUUUUACUAGAAACACUGGUGCUCAUCCGUAUCUGACACUCCCAGAGACUUAUAAUGGAAAUCAAUUGACUUCAUAUGGAGGCAGCAUUAAAUACAGACUAUCUCCACAUAAUCCUCAGAGAUACGUCAUAAACGACAACGUACCAGAUGUUGUCAUUGUGGGUAAAUAUCAAACUCUUGUUCACCAAAGUCGUAGCGACCGGUCAAGGGAUCCUAAUAUUAACGCUCGUUUGACUCCUGGCGAUUGGCAGAAGCCUAGCUCAGUAGGCUUAGUACCGGCUACACGCGAAGAUAUUAUGAUGGCGUUGGAUGACAUAAGCAUGAUUCUUUUGAGAGCCGACUUAAAUAAUGCUGGUGUAAAUAUAACUGAUUUUAAUAUGGAAUCCGCUCAACGCAAUAAUGUUGGCCUGGGAUCGGCUAGUCUUGUUGAAGAGUGCACUUGUCCAAAAGGUUACAAAGGAAGAUCAUGCGAGAAAUGUUCCGAUGGAUAUGAGCGUCAAAGUGGAGGACCAUGGAAUGGAACUUGCGUUCCAAAGCCUCCUUGUCCACCCUUAACAUAUGGAGACCCAAGCAGCGGUGGUGAUUGUAAACCUUGUCCAUGCCCGCUAACCAACCGUGCUAACCAAUUCGCUAGGUCAUGUGCCGUGGGUCCAAGUGGCAAUGUUGUAUGUGAAUGUCAACAAGGAUAUGAAGGCCCAGACUGCAGUUAUUGUGCAUCAAACUACUAUGGUAAUCCUUUGAUUCCGGGCGAUUCCUGUAAACCUAAAGUUGAAGAUAAUUGUAACCCAGUAGGAACAAGCCACAUACGUCCACCUGAUGAAUGUGUCUGUAAGGAAAAUGUUCAAGGAAGAUACUGUGACCAAUGCAAAAAUGGUUCAUUCUAUUUAUCAAAUGACUUUAGACAUGGUUGCGCCUUAUGUUUCUGUUCCGGAGUAUCCCAGGAGUGUCGUAUUAGCAAUUUACGUCGUAAAACUACUAGCGUCCAUUUCAAUGUUCCAAAAAUAGUGGACGAAGUAAAGGUUUACAAGAGCGCGCCGAUCGGUCAGGCUGGCUCAGUGAGAUAUAACAUACCGAUCGAAACAGAUUUACAACCAGAACUUUACAAUAACGAAAUAAGUCUAAGUGCCUAUGAACGUUCACAACCUUCCAUCUUUUACUGGAGUCUUCCUAAUAGUUUUGCUGGAGAUAAAGUAACAUCUUAUGGUGGCAAACUUAACUAUGAACUUAAACAUAUUUACUCUCCGAGUGGACAAAAUACGGCAGCCGAUGUACAAUUGAUUAGUGAGAAUCGUCUGACAUUCCAUUACUUUGGUAACUUCGUCCCGGACAGUGAUGGUUACUUGAAUGCAACCGUUGAAUUCUUAGAAAAAGGAUGGCAAAGACCGGAUGGUAAACAAGUGUCAAGAGAACAUUUCCUUCUUGCAUUAGCUGAUGUAAAAGCAAUCUUGGUCAAAGCUACAUAUUCUUCAGACGUCGAUUUAGCUUCAAUAGUUAGCGCUAGUAUUGAAACCGCAGAACCCAACGGCGAUGGUCCUUUGGCACAACAUGUUGAACAAUGUGUGUGCCCCAGAGGUUACGUUGGAACAUCUUGCGAAGACUGUGCUCCUGGUUUUACAAGGAGUUCAAGUGGCAUCUACCUGGAACAUUGUGGGCCUUGUGAUUGUAAUGGACACUCCUCCAAUUGUCAUCCAGAAACGGGAGUUUGCUAUGACUGCCGCGACAACACCGAUGGACCAAACUGUGAAGUCUGCAAGGAUGGCUACCAGAGAGAUCAAUAUAACAACUGUGUUCUUCAGAAUCCUACAGUUAGGCCUUCCUGCAAUUGUGAUCCACGAGGCGAAGAAAUACCAUGUGAUGAUUUAGGAAGAUGCUCUUGUAAACAAAAUGUUGAAGGAGAAUUCUGUGAUCGCUGUCGGCCAGGAACGUUUGGUUUGGAUGAAAAUAACCCGCUGGGCUGCCAUUCUUGUUACUGUUCUGGUGUCACAAGUGACUGUCGCGAAGCUAAUCAUUACAUCAGAGUAUCUUUGGGUGCUCCGAUAUUUGACGAGAACAAUGGUGGAUACACGCUUAUGAAUAUCAAUGCGGACCAAGUCAUUAAUGAUCAAUUCCAAUCGGCUCCGAAAGAAAGUGAACUGACUUACAUCUUUUCGCAACAACCUGUUAGUGGAGAGGAUCUUUAUUGGUCAUUACCCGUUUUCCCAGGUAACAGAGUAUUAUCUUACGGCGGAACAUUGUCGUUGACUCAAAAAUUCGAGUCAAACCGUGAUCUCACUUCUUUACCUGGUACUGAUGUUGUUCUCGUUGGCAAGGAUAUAUCAGUUUACUGGAGAAACCCUGUACCAAUAAGAAGCGGUGUAGCACAAAGUUACCAAGUACCAUUACGUGAAAAUGAGUGGUUCAUACUGAAUACUGCUAACAGAGCAAGUCGCUUUGAUUUCAUGUCCGUACUAAAGAACCUUAAUAGGGUGUUAGUACGAGCUACUUUAAAUCCAUAUAUCUACUCUACUUCAAUCGCUGAUGUAUCAAUGGAUACCGCUGCUGAGGGAUCUGAUCUAACGUCGCCUGCAGCCAGAGGUGUUGAGCUGUGUAUAUGUCCUGAAGGCUACGCUGGAACAAGUUGCGAACUCUGUGCCCCUGGGUAUUACAAAGAUCGAUCAGAUAGAUGUCAACGGUGUAACUGCAAUGGCUAUGACUGUCAACUGAGUAGUUACGACCAAGUCAUCUGUAACUGCCCCCCACCUUACACUGGACCGGACUGCUCAACUGUCGGCCUGAUCAUGGAACUUCACCCAACUAUACACGAUCGCUUUCCAAAUUCAUCGGUAGUCAAUGUUGCAUUUACAUGCAAAUAUAGAGCACCAGAACCUUUGAGCAUAAAAUUUUACUUCGAGGGAAAGGAAAUAAAGCCCGAAAAACAUUUUUCGGAAUCGAUAUUAUACAAAGACGGCUGGCGAGGUGAACACGUAUGGCAUACUCUCUGGAAUACAAAACGGCAAGGGGAAAUCUAUGAGUGCCGAACUGUUACUGAAAAAGGAUUUACAUUAGGUGUUUUGUCUACCACAUUGCCAGAGAAAGGUGGUGACUCCAGUGUUGAUGUGACCACACGUCCACCUCCUCCUCAAAGUUCCGUUGUUGUGAAAAUCAGCUUACCCACAAUUAAAAUUCAAGAAGUGGGCAGCACUGUCAACUUCACAUGCCAAGCUCAAAGCCGAAUGGCUCGAAACAAUUUGAAAAUAAACUGGUACAAGGCUGAUGGCAAUCUGCCGCAAGAUCGAACCCAAAUCGACGAAAGAACAGGUCUUCUCCUUAUUACAAACUUGCAAGUAUCUGACAGCGGUAAAUACAUUUGUGAGACAAGUGAUGGAUUUUCAACCGCCCAAGCUAUUGCCACUCUAAAAGUGCCAGUUGUGCCGGAUUGGGUAUUUUACGCAAAAGGUAAUGACAUGACUCUGCCUAGAGUAUCCAUAAGUCCUUCAGUACAAGAAUAUUACGAAGGAGACAGAGUUGAACUUAAUUGUGAAGCAACCGGCAAUCCUGCUCCAAGAAUUAGUUGGCAAAGGGCAUCCACUCUUGCCUUACCGCGGGCUAUGGAAACCUUCGGAAAUUUACUUAUAUUAGAAAGCGCAAAUGAAGAAGAUUCUGGAGAAUACAGGUGUAUAGCAACAAACACAGCUGGAACCACUCACCGGACUGCAUUUAUAACUGUUCGUCGUAAGCCAACUUCACCUCGUGAAAAACUGUCUGUUCUAUCACCUUCUUCGCAAAUCAACGAAGGACAAAGUGUCACGAUAGCUUGCACUGGAACCCCGAGUAUACCUGCUGGUACCAUUGAUUGGGUCAGACAAGAUGGAACUCCACUACUUCAAAACGUCCGAUCAUCAAACGGUGUGUUAUAUAUAAAUAAUGCAAUCAUAGAAAAUCAAGGUGUCUAUAUCUGUCAGACAACAUCAUACCAGAUUGAACCAGUGCUUGUCGUCAUAACCAUAGUUCCAUCAAUAGUGCCAACGCAAAAUCCAAAUGUGACAGUGGCAGUUAGUAGCCUUACAAUUCCCACAGGAGGUAUUGGCAAAAUUGAAUGCGAACCAGUAGGAUACCCGCUACCCUUAAUCAGAUGGUCUAAGUUCCAAGGCUCCUUCGGAUCAGGUACAAGUCAGAGGGAGAAUGAGCUCAUCAUAUCAAAUGCUCAAGACAGUGAUGAAGGAUAUUAUCUUUGCGAAGGAACAGUCGACAAUACACCAGUAGCUCAGACAUACGUCUACGUUGAUAUCGAGAGACGUGAAGCGCCUUCUACACAAAUAUAUCCAUCAGGGGAAAAUUCUGUAGCACUUGGAAGUCAAUUUGAACUGCAAUGUAGAGUUUCUGGCAUCCCGGCACCCGUUGUUACAUGGAGUAGAAGUGGAGGCAGACCAUUACCAAGGCAUAUAGAAAUUGUGCAAGAUAACAGACUCAGGUUUAAUACCAUCGAGGUUAACGACGAGGGCAAAUACACGUGUACAGCAACCAAUGAUGUUGGUUCGACUAGUGCAACUGCUAUUGUUAGGGUUCGAUCUCCUCCAGAAAUAACCAUCACACCGAACACCUACAACCAAGUUAUUAGAGACGAUAGUCUUACCAUUGAAUGCCGCGCUGAUGGUCUUCCUGAACCGAUGGUGUCCAUAAGAUCAAGUUCAGACUUCCGUGAAAUAGUACCACCGACUCCAAGGAAAGCCAUUUUAUCUAUACGGUAUGUGAAGGAUAGUGAUGACGGUGAUUAUAUAUGCACAGCGACAUCCGCAGCUGGUGUAACCGAAGAGCAAUUUGCUAUUCGUGUAGAAAGAGGUGAUGGUGGAACUGGCGAUUAUGAUCAAGGCAGUGGCGAUGGUGAAGAUCCGAAUAUUGACACCCAACCAAGUAGCAUGAUAGCAAUCGAAGGACAAGUAGCUCGAGUCAGUUGUAACGCUUCUGAAUAUCGAGUUUCAUGGAGUCGCUCAGAUAGACGUCCAUUACAACAUAAUGCUGAAGUUAUUGGAAAUGAGCUUAUUAUCUACAAUGCUUCGAAGAGUGACGCUGGGCGGUACGAAUGCACCCUAUUGAAUCCACGCACUGGUGAAGUUCAACAUUCCAUACAUACUGCACUGCAAAUAAUGGCUCCACCGAAAAUAACGCUUCGACCACCAACACAAACAGUACAUCCCGGUCAAUCACCAAUCGUCGAAUGUGUCGUUGAAGGAGACGAUAUCAUGAGAGUCUCUUGGAGACCCCUCAACAGAAUGAAUUCGAGCCGCGUUGAAACUCAUGGUCCUACAUUAAUCUUCCAUCAAAUUGAAGUAGAGGACGCCGGUGACUACGAAUGUUUUGCAAUGAAUAGAAUAGCAAACGCUACCGCCGUCGCCAAAGUGAUAGUAAGCGAAGAAACUGAUCGCACGACAUCGGAGUCCCAUGAUAACGAGCAGUACGCGCAUGUUGGGGCUGCUGUGCAUCUCAGCUGUAAUGUCACGCAGCCCGGGUAUAGGAUCCGUUGGACGAAGGACGGCAGAUCCCUGCCUCGAUCAGUGAGCCAAAAGAAUGAUGGCUCGCUUUUCAUCCGACUUGCCCAGAAAUCUGACACCGGUCGCUAUGUCUGUAUCAUAAGAGAUGCAUACGGAAGACAAACUACUAAUUACAUCACUCUACACAUCGAGGGUAUUGAUUGCUUGCCAAACCAGUUUCGUUGUUAUGAUGACAGCAGUUGUAUAGAUGAAGAUCUUUUGUGUGAUGGAUACAGCGAUUGUUUGGAUUUAAGUGAUGAAUAUAAUUGUACAUCGAGAGAGAAGCGCUUGUCAACGAGACUUGUGGAUUCCAAAAAAAACCCUUCCGGUCCACGUGAUCAGGUGCCUUCAUUAAUUUCAAUUGAAAGACCACGAGGAUCAAUAAGGGUCGGAGAAAAUGUUAAAAUUUUAUGCAGAGCUGGUUCCAGAGACGUAAGAGUUUCCUGGGAGAAAUUUAAUACGAACGAAUAUGUACAGUCUAGGCCAUACGACAUUGGUGCAAUUUUGGAAAUACCUGGUGUGCAACAAUCAGAUGCCGGAGUUUACAGAUGUAUCGGACAAAACAGUUAUGGACAGUCAUCCUACGAAGAUUUUAAUCUUGAAGUAUUAGGAUCAAGUGAACCGACCUAUCCCAAUACUGGUAGUGAUUUGACACUUGAAGCUCGACUGGGAGAAAAUGUCAAUCUUCAGUGCACUUCUAGUUUAGGGGAACCAGCGUUCGCUGAAUGGAGAAAAGAGUACUCACAACUACCAGCAAGUGCUAGAAAAAUUGGGCGUAACCUUUAUGUAGAAAAUGUAACAGAAGCGGAUGCCGGUACAUAUAUAUGUAGGGUGUCAAAUCAACGUGUGAGACAGGAGUCUAAAGUGAUACUGAAAGUUAUAGGCGUCAUCCCCAAAUUUAACGGAGACGGCUGGCUAGCCUUGAAUACCUUAAACGAUGCUCACAUGAAAUUUACCAUCGAAAUAUCAUUCAAACCUUCUGAUCCGAACGGAAUUAUUCUCUUCAAUGGUCAAAAUAGGGAAGGAGGUGACUAUUUGGUUCUGCAAUUAGUUGAUGGGGUACCCGAAUUCAUCCUGAAAUACGAUUCAUCAAAUCCACUCGUUGUUACCGGAGAUCCACCAUUGCAACUUAACGCUUGGCAUACCAUUCGGUUGAGCAGAAGUGGAUCCAGAGUGACAAUGGCUGUAGAUAAUACCACGCCGUUUGUUGUCGAAAUGCCCAACGCGUAUGCAGUAUUAGAUUUGUCCGGACCUUUAUAUAUCGGAGGAUUACCAGAGCAACAUCCAAUUGAACUUGAAGGAUCAACUGGUUUCAUCGGAUGUGUGAGCAUGUUGAUAAUAGGUAACGAAGAAAAGAAUAUCAUGGGAGAAAAUAUAGCCAAAUCUAACGUGAAGGAAUGCAAUUCGUGUACACCAAACCUCUGCUUGAACAAUGGCGUUUGUCAGGAAGCAAGAAACGAGCGAGGUUACACUUGUCUCUGCGCCGCUGGCUACGCUGGCUUGAACUGUGAUCGUACCGGUGAAGCAUGCCGGUAUGGUCUUUGUGGACCUGGGAAAUGCAGUGACACGGCCGAUGGAUACAAAUGCGCUUGCCCAGUUACAUAUACAGGCAGAAACUGUGAAAUAAAACAAAACAUCGAUUACCCGGCCUUCACUGGAAGCGCCUAUCUGGCUAUCAAACCACCGAAGACCUCUCGAUUCCUCCGUAUGUCUAUGAAGAUCAAGGCAAAGCCUCCAGUCACUGAUGGUAUUAUAAUGUACUGCGCUCAAUCCACUCGCGGAUACGGUGGAUUCACUUCUCUCGCUGUACACAACCGCCGUCUAGAAUUCCGUUACGAUCUGGGAUACGGAACCGAACCGAUAGUUCUGAUAAGCAACAGAAGCCUCGAACCCCAUACAUGGACGGACGUCAGUAUUGCAAGAGUUGGAAAAGUUGUCUCCUUGAAAAUAAACAUGAACGAAAACUAUGAAGCUAAACUGGGAUCUACCAAGGAACUUACUCUAGACACGCCAAUGUUCGUGGGUGGUGUCGAUGAUUCGAUAUACUUGAACAAUAAUACCGGCGUCACAGGCGGAUUCAGUGGAUGCAUUAAAGAUGUAACUCUCCACGGUGAUCAACUGGAUCUCAUAAACGCAUCGAUCCAAUCUGCAAAUGUACAGGAAUGUGUUAACUAUGAACGAGGAGAUAUAUCUUCGGACGAAGAAAUCUGUAGUCAAUGCCGCAAUGAAGGCUAUUGUCUGGAUGCUGAACAAACUUCCUGCACUUGCCCCGCUGGUUUCACCGGUCAGCUCUGCGAAAUACGAGUACCUUUGGGUCGUCAAAUAGACCCAUGCGCAUCUUCGCCUUGUCAGAACGGCGGUACUUGCAAAAUUGAUAGGAGCUCUAUCGUAAACUAUACCUGUGACUGUCUUCUUGGAUACACUGGUCCCAGCUGUCAAACAAUGUUCCAACCACUGCAAAGUGUUGGAUUCAGUGGAAAUGGAUAUUUGGAGUUACCGGCUAUAUAUUUAAGAUACGACCAACUUGAAAUCGAACCUGCACUCAUAGCCCUUGCUUUCCAUACACACCAAGAUGGUAUACUAUUAUACCAAAAAGAAGCUCAGAGUUCCUACCAAGGCGACUAUGUCCUAUUAAAGGUGGAAGGAGGAGCGGUCGUUAUGGAAUGGGAUGCUGGCAGCGGAAGCAAUAGAAUUGUAAUUGACGAUGUCCUUGUUUCUGACGGAGAACGCCAUCAGAUAAUCGUCAAAUUCUACGAAGACAGACGUGUCGAGCUAAACGUCGAUACGGUGACGAGAAGUGAGGUGACCGCUGGUAUAUCCAACGUCAUGAACGCUGACUCAAACAUAUAUAUAGGUGGAAUUCCCGAAUUUUUAAAGAGAGAUGUCAACUUCCCUGGACUAGUAGGUUGUAUAGAACAGGUAGAAUUCAGGAGAGGACGCGGUGAAAAUCUUGGUAACAUUGCCGUAGCUGGUAGAAAUACUCAGCAGUGCAAAGAUUCCAUGUUCCCUGAUGUAUAUCCCUUCUUCGAAGAGAUCGAAGUAUUUGAAUCACCCCCACCUAAUUACCAAUUCAAUUCUCAUAAUAGGCCCAAACCUUAUGGUGGUCUAUUAUUUGUCUUGCUACCGUCCUUUGUGAGCUUUAUAAUAAAUUUAUUUAAAGAUCUGCUUAUACUUUAUCUGCUACUUCCGAGACGACGAUCUUCUUAG